This is a messenger RNA of Closterium sp. Naga37s-1, 1113 nucleotides long. NCBI's taxonomy places the organism in Eukaryota, Viridiplantae, Streptophyta, Zygnematophyceae, Desmidiales, Closteriaceae. The record is from the annotation of a GenBank genome assembly.
AUGUUUCUCCCUUCCUCUCUUACCCCCUCCGCCUCUCUCACCCUCUCCCUCUCGUUCCACUCACCACUCCCCCACCAUCUCCCUCUCUCACUCCCAAUUCUCCUCCAGGGUAUCAACUGCUCUGCUCUCCUUCCUAAGGGUCGCGAGCUCGUGGUGAAAGAGCUUCUGUCAAAUUGCUCUGCCUUCUACUACGUUCAGCCUGCCGACACAUGCUCGUCCGUGGCUCAGUUUCUCAGCAUCACCGAGAAGAGCCUGCAGCAGCUCAACCCUGGUGUUACCUGCUCCUCUCGCCUGCUUGCGUUCCGCUCUCUCUGUGUGGAGCGCAACCCAGCCAAAGCCAGUCCGCGAUGUGCGAAUACGGUACAGAUUGGCAGCAGGGUGGACUUCAAGCAGGUGGCGGCAUCCAAUGGAGCCACCAUGGUGGACCUCUGCAGGCUCAACCCCUGGAUCUCCUUCCGCGAUUCCCCGCGCGACACUGAUCAUCUUUGUGUGGCUGCCCAAUACUCUACAGCUCCUUCGAGCAACACCACAGCUCCUGCCAGCAACACCACAGCUCCUUCUGAAUACCCCGAUGCACAGAGUUCAAGCAGUCAGAAUUGGGAGGCUGUUUCGUCCAUCACAGUCACAGGCAGCGACUGGAGGUGCAAGGACGUGUACACCGUGUAUGGCCUCACGCUGCAGCAGUUCACCGCCAUGAACCCGGGUAUCAACUGCUCUGCUCUCCUUCCUAAGGGUCGCAACCUCGUGGUGAAAGAGCUUCUGUCAAAUUGUUCUGCCUUCUACUACGUCCAGCCUGCCGACACAUGCUCGUCCGUGGCUCAGUUUCUCAACAUCACCGAGAAGAGCAUGCAGCAGCUCAACCCCGGUGUUAGCUGCUCCUCUCGCCUCCUUGCCUUCCGCUCCCUGUGUGUGGAGCGCAACCCAUCCAAGGCCAGGCCGAAAUGUGUGAAGGUGAAGGAUCUCGGCCGAGUGGUGGACUUCAAGCAGGUGGCGGCAUCCCAUGGAGUCACCAUGGUGGACCUCUGCAGGCUCAACCCCUGGAUCUCCUUCCGUGAUUCCCAGAGCAACAAGAGUAGUGUAAGUUUGGGCACAUCUUUAGCUGCAUUGUUGUGA